Messenger RNA from Rotaria sp. Silwood1, 378 nucleotides. The record is from the annotation of a GenBank genome assembly. Lineage: Eukaryota; Metazoa; Rotifera; Eurotatoria; Philodinida; Philodinidae.
AUGAAGUUAAUAACACAUAAUAUGCUUACAUCAAAUAUUCUUAAAGGAGUAACAAAAGGUUUUCCAUUAAAAAUUAAAGCUGAUAAAGUAGAACAUAUAUCUGUGGAUUAUAAUCGUGAUUUUGUAGCUCGUAUUAUACCACGUAUUGAAUAUGAUGCAUUACGAGCAGCUGUUAAUGAUCUUGGUUUGAAUGAAUCAUUACCAGAGACAAUAUCAGAAAAUUUGCAACAAGAUGAUGAAUUUCUUAAGAUAAUGCAUAGAGUUUUACUUGAAUAUGAAGUUGAAGAAGGUGAACUUAUUUGUCCGGAAACUGGUAGAAAAUUUCCAAUUUCAAAAGGUAUUCCGAAUAUGUUAUUACAAGAAACUGAAGUAUCUUAA